UUUCCCUAACAUCCGGGACUUUUUUCAGUGUGUGGAAAGUGAAGGAGAGCAGAGGAAAGAAAGGCGGACUGAUGACAGCUGUCAGAGUGGACAGAAACACUAUCAUUCUGUGCAGUUAACCCAAAUGCCUCUAUCCAAACACACCCGCUGAUAGAGGACAAAAUCCCCGGGAGAAUCACUGCCUUGCUCAAAGGUGUCGCGAAGGUAUCUUCAGCCAGCCCUGUCAUUUUCCCAGCCUCACACUUUGGUGCAACCUCAGUUUCUGUGCUAGCAUGGGGACACAAGGCACCGGUAGGAAGCGUGCUCCUUUGAAAGAUCGGUUCUCCGCAGAGGACGAGGCUUUGAGCAGCAUUGCUCGGGAGGCUGAGGCGAGGCUGGCAGCGAAGAGGGCGGCUCGGGCAGAGGCCAGGGACAUUCGGAUGAGGGAACUCGAACGGCAGCAAAAGGAGCUUUCAUACCAUUCAUCCAGCAGCAGCAGAAAAUGGGGUCAGAUCCACCAGUGGAUGGCUGAAACAGAAAAAGCCCGAGCCUCCAGUAGUAGUAGGUCCAGCAACCAUCAUCACCGGGGGCUGGAUGACGAUGUUUUGUCAGUCCGCAGCUACAGGUCAACAUCAUCAGCUGUACGUGACCUGGGUUCUAACAAGAGUCGAUCCAGUUCCCGUAGAAAGGACGUCCUGGCUGACGGCUUCUCCUCUAGCUCCCUGCUGAAGAGUUCCCGGUCUACUAGUUCUGUGUACAAUGACCUGCGUGGCCAAAAAAAGGCUUCCUCCUCGAAGAAAGGGCUGCUGACUGGACUGUACCAUGAUCAAAGGAACUACAGCAGCCUUACGAAGCCCAAACCACCACCUCUGUCCUCCAGUUCCAGCUAUCAACCCCGGGCCACCACUUCCUCCUCGUCCUCCACUGUCGGUCCGGGAAUGUCCCGCAGCUGCAGCACGGCCUCUAUUUACGAGGACACUGGUCUUUACGGAUCAGGCUACAGUUCAAGAGCUCCCUCUGAAAUCAGCUGGUACUCCUCGGGGGCCAGCUCCACUCGCAGCAGCCCUGUGCACUCCUCCUCAGAUGAUGACACUGUGAGCAGCGUUUCCCAGGAACGCUGCAGCCGAGGCCGGCGGGACAGCAUGUCUUCAGACUUCUCGGACAUUAGCGAGUCAGCUGCUGAUUAUUUCAGCCGCUCCAACCGAAGGGGCAGCAUUGUGUCUGACCUUGAUGAGUUGAGCAUUCCAGAUUUGGACUCUCUGGAUGAAAAAUGUAACAAGCAGUAUUCAGAUUAUAGUCGGCCCUCCUCCCGCUGCACCACGCCAGGCCUCUCACCUGCCGCCCUGGCAUCGCUGGGUGGGACGUCAUCACGGCGAGGAAGCACAGACGCUGGUAGCAUCUAUGACCCUGACACGAAUCUGAGUGAACUUCGGGAUAUCUAUGAACUAAAGGACCAGAUUCAGGAUGUAGAGGGGCGGUACAUGCAGGGGCUUAAAGAGCUGAAGGAGUCACUGACAGAAGUGGAGGAGAAGUACAAGAAAGCCAUGGUAUCGAACGCUCAGCUGGACAACGACAAAGGUAACCUCAUCUAUCAGGUAGACACGCUCAAGGACGUCAUAGAAGAGAUGGAGGAACAGAUGGCAGAGAUGAGGAGGGAGCUGGAUGAAAAGUCAAAGGAACUAGAAAGACAAAAGCACACGUGUUCGGUUCUGCAGCAUAAACAAGAAGAACUCAAAGAGGGAAUCCGCCAGAGAGACGAACUUAUAGAGGAGAGCCAGCGAAUGGAGACUAAGUUAGAUGCCCUCACCAGAGAGGUGUUUGAUCUUCAGGAAACGAUAAACUGGAAGGACAAAAAGAUUGCGGCCCUAGAGAGGCAGAAAGAAUACUUUGAUUGCAUUAGGAAUGAGAGAGAUGAGCUCAGAGAUGAGCUCGCUGACAUCAAGGGGAAGUCCAAAGCAGGAGAGAAACAUGGACUGGUCAUAAUCCCAGACGGCACACCUAACGGAGAUGUCAACCAUGAGCCUCUUCCCUCAGGAAUCACUCUGGUUACUCAGGAGGCCGCCCAGGUGCUGGAGUCUGCAGGAGAGGGCCCGCUCGAUGUCAGGCUACGGAAGCUGGCGGAGGAGAAGGAUGAACUUCUGGCUCAGAUCAGGAAACUGAAGAAUCAGCUGGAAGAGGAGAAACAGAAACACUCAAAGGUGGACGGUACUUUCACAGACGGUGAGAGUAUGGAGAACGGUACAGAUCUACACAUUAUUGAGAUGCAAAGAGAUGCCAACAGGCAGAUUGGCGAAUACAAGUUCAAGCUUUCUAAGGCAGAACAAGAAAUGGGUACGAUGGAACAAAAUAUUAGCAGACUUGAAGGGCAGGUAGCCAGGUACAAGGCAGCGGCCGAUAACUCUGAGAAAAUAGAAGACGAGCUUAAGGCGGAAAAACGGAAACUUCAGAGAGAGCUGCGCACAGCUCUGGAUAAGAUUGAGGAGAUGGAGAUGACCAACAGCCACCUGGUGAAGCGCCUGGAGAAGAUGAAGGCCAACAGGAAUGCCCUUCUGGCCCAGUAGUGAGGCCAGCAGGCGUCGCAACAGAAGCCCUUAAACCCGCACCUCAGACCUUCGACUGCCAUUCUGCGUCUGAAGCACACCUUGUUUUCAGCUGUAACACGGGGAAAUGCGUAGCUAACCAAAACACUUAAAUCUUGUAGCAGCGGAAACAAAUUGAAACUUUGUUUUUGUGUUUUUGUAAACGUGGGAUUUUGUCCGGCAAGCGGCCGGCUAUUCUGGAGGAAGGACUUGGAAACCAAACUAAUAUCAGAAUGAAAGAGAUUGGGAGAUGCAGCUGAGGAAAUCCUCUUGUCAAUACUUAAUUUUUCAGAUUGUUGUAUCUGAUCAUGUUCUCCAGGAGACUUUUUCCCCUGUGGCUGGGUGCUUGGCUCUACUUUUUGACAGGUUGCAUGAAUGGGUCUAUUGAUGCUUUUAAACUAUUAAAUUUACUUGCUGCUCAGAGUCUGCACCUUCCCAGCUUCCCUUCACGCAGUGAAGUGCCUUUUCACUUUAGGAGACGGGAGGGGGGGCUCUGCACCACUCAGCGACACAAUAAUUGUUUGAACAGGUACGGUAUGAUGUAUUUAAAAUAAGGGUGCAGUCAUGGUAUGAAAGUAUUUAGAGACAACUGUGUCUGCGGCAGUUUCUUUGAAUUGUUUUUGCAAAUAUUUAAAGAUUUCUGGAAAAUAAAUGUAUGAUUUACA
Molecule: messenger RNA, 3223 nt
Organism: Girardinichthys multiradiatus
Lineage: Eukaryota; Metazoa; Chordata; Actinopteri; Cyprinodontiformes; Goodeidae
Gene: lrrfip2
Product: leucine rich repeat (in FLII) interacting protein 2
Exons: 27
Coding region: 273-2540 (755 amino acids)
Biological process (GO): regulation of DNA-templated transcription
Source: RefSeq, a predicted model, not a curated record